AUGAGACAAAUCUCCCCCGUUCUCGCAUCGCUCGCUGGCGUUUUCAAGAUUCCAAUUACUCGUCCGCACGCACACUUUACGUCCCCAUUGUCCUCACCCCAAUCGUCAGUAUUGUUGUCGUCCUCGUCAAGUCGAGUGUGCGCUCAACCUCAAACAUCGGCAUUUUCACGGCAAUUUUCCGCCGGGCCCUCUUUGUCGGCGAGAAAGGGGAAAAAUGUUGUUGAUAAGCGCGUUACUCUAAUCCGCUACUUCCUCUACCACCCCCUCACCCCACGCCCUCUCCGCUUCUCCCGCAACCGCUAUCUGCGCCACUGGACCAUCCACCGCGCCUGGCAACUGUACUGCGCCAAGAAGCGUGAGGCACUCCAUCUCGAGCUGGAACGGCAAUGGAACAGCAUGCGCGAUGCGUGUGAGGAGCUGCGCACGGGCGUUGGCGAUGAGGGAAGGUUGUUCCGUAUCUCGAUGAACAAAAAGGGUGUUUUCACGGAUCAGAUACCGAUUGAGUAUGGGAGGAUGCAGACGGAGGGGCCGAGCAAGGAGGGAUGGAAUUAUGAUUGGAAGAGGUAG
This is a messenger RNA of Paracoccidioides brasiliensis Pb18, 567 nucleotides long. RefSeq lists its product as uncharacterized. Gene Ontology annotation, molecular function: structural constituent of ribosome. The record is from RefSeq and is a predicted model, not a curated record. The transcript has 2 exons. Gene Ontology annotation, biological process: mitochondrial translation. The coding region runs from base 1 to 567 and encodes 188 amino acids.